Molecule: messenger RNA, 1368 nt
Organism: Pyricularia grisea
Lineage: Eukaryota; Fungi; Ascomycota; Sordariomycetes; Magnaporthales; Pyriculariaceae
Exons: 4
Coding region: 1-1368 (455 amino acids)
Source: RefSeq, a predicted model, not a curated record
AUGGUUAAAAGCACGGUACUUUUACCAGGGGCUGGUAUAACGAACAUCGUUCUCGAAGCCGGAAAACAGCUCGUUUCGCCCGGCAAAACCGCCCGCGCCUUUCAUCUCCGCGACGUAUCCCUAUUUACUGCCAUGGCUCUCCCAAAGGGUGUGGCGGUCGAGAUGAGGGAUAAUUGUCGUGGCCUAAUAAUAAUCGACCACGUCGAAGAUACAACCACGCAAAUGGCAAAAGAGAAUGCCAUAAUUAAAGCCUUUAAAGUAGCCAAAUAUCACCGCGUGCACAAUAUUUUGGAUUACGAAUACCCCAAAACCAGCUUUUACAACCAUAUAAACAGCGCUUCCUGGAAAUAUGGAGAAGCCUUCCAGGGUAUUAAGGGCUGUUAUAUCGGUGACGGGAAAUACGACCGCCCUUUUUUUAUCCAUGCCGGCAUACUGGAUACCGUUUUCCAAAGCUGGUUAAACAGCAUUUGGAUUGGGGGCAAAAACGGGGGUUUCGACUUUACGAGGCCCUUUAUACCGGUUCACUUCACUAAGCUCGAAAUCUCAGCCGAGAUUCCCGGCGAUGUGGAUUAUAUACUACGCGGUCUUUGCCUGUCGCAGCGCUAUGGCUUUAUUAAUUUAUUUGCAAAUAUAUUCAUUUACGAUAAGGAUGUCUCUAAACCUUAUUUAAUGGUUAAAGACUUUCGGGUUGCCGAGUUAAAUAUGGACGAUGGUAAAGGCCAAGAACCAAAUUACGUUAAUCCAGCCGAUAUUACUGGAAAGAUUUGUUGGAAUUACGCCUUGGAUUUAAUGGAGCCGCAAAACAUUUUUCACGUCAUUUGCAAAGUUUUCGAAGUUACCCUUAACCAGGAACCGGUGCCAAAAUUAAUUAUAACUCAGCUUCCCGAGGGCAUUUUUUACCAAAACCAGGUGCGCUACGUCUUAGUUAACCCCAAAGUUGGCCUCAUCGACAUGGAAGAAUUGGAUGUUAAAGCGUUAUUGGAUACUCCGUUUACAGGAACGGCCAAGAUUGGCGAAUUACCCCAGGCAGGCCUGGUGAUAAUUCCAAACCAGCUGGCGAUAAUUAAAAAUUACGAACAGCUUAUCGACGGUUUACUUGGAUUUGCCGAGCCAGACGCAAGGAUAAUAAUUACUACGGUGCAAGGACCACCACCUGCUGGAUUUAAAGACAAGGGGUGCACUCUGGAAUUUCGAGUUGAUGGAAACGGGCCAUUCUUUAUAUACAGGACUGCUGCUGCUGCCAAGCCAAAAAGCUCCGCCAAAGACACGCCUACGCCUGUUCGACGGGCCGUGUUUAUCGAGCCUUUAAAUGCAUUCGAAAAAUGUUCUGCAUUUUCGAAAUCUUUCCAGGAUAUUUUACAAGUUUAA